Molecule: messenger RNA, 5285 nt
Organism: Chrysemys picta bellii (western painted turtle)
Lineage: Eukaryota; Metazoa; Chordata; Testudines; Emydidae
Gene: NXPE3
Product: neurexophilin and PC-esterase domain family member 3
Biological process (GO): regulation of gene expression
Cellular component (GO): nucleus
Molecular function (GO): POU domain binding; DNA binding
Source: RefSeq, a predicted model, not a curated record
GACCGGCUGGUAUUGGGGAGACUAGAGCUGUGCUGGGAGUGCAGGAUAGGAGAGGUGUGUGGGGGUGACAGUGGGUGAGCUUGUAGGGUGCAUGAUGAGGUACCAGGAGAGUAGCAGCGUGCUGGAGUGAGUGGGGUUGGAGGUUGUGUGUUUAGGGUCCUUCUGGGUCUGUACCACUUCUGGAGCUCAGCUCUUGCUCAGCUCAGACUUGCCAUUUAUAAGCCUAUGCGUUUUAGCAGGUGCACUUGAGUGCCUGUCAGUUUCAUCCCAGUUUCCCUUGCAAGGUGCUUGCAGCCACUGCAGAUGUUGAGAUUUACUUGCAGCGUCUUGCAGGGUUUUAUUCUGUGUGCAAAUGAGGAAACCUGCCAGCACACAAGAUGUAUGCAAAUUUGUUUGUGUAUCCUUAUAGCAACGAAUGUAUAUGCUUGCUCCGGGAAUGAUGAGUGGGAUAGAACAGAAGAUAGAUCUUGAAGCCCUAAUUAAAUGGGUAGCAGCAGUGGCUUCUUCUUCCAAUUCACACCCACUGCACAUAUGGACCUUGUCCUUAUAAAAUGGGAUUAGACACUAGCUGAGUCAUAUUUGUGAAAGCUGUCAUGCUUCCCUGAAUAAAAGCUCAAUGCAAGAGGCUGCAACCAAAACUUGGUCCCUUCAACGACUGGAAGUGGGUACUUUUUCAUCCAUCAGAAUGUUGGAAAUAUCCUCUUUUCCGUGGUAUAAUAAUGCAUUUGUUUCUAUCCCUCCGAUGGCGAAAGGAAGAGACUAAUGAAGCAGAAGUCAACUGAAUCUCUUGUGUAAUACUGAAACACGAUGACAUUGGUGCCUGUGGGAUAUGGAAAUCAUGACAAUAUCUAACAUGAUUGAGAAAGACAUGAGUGGACAAUGUGGCCCAGUUUCUGUAGACUACAGGUUUUCUGCAUGAUCCUGGCAGUGUUGGCUAUUCUGGUGUUGGUCUACAACUUCCGUCAGUUAGAGCACUUGGAUCACAACACUGUCUCGGCGUUAAAUUGGAUAAAAGAGACCGGUGACCAACAGUCGUCGUCGCCAACAACUAAAACUACCCAAAAGCACUACUGUGAUUAUGAACAUCAAACUUUGUCCAAAAGAGAACAAGCUGAAGAGGAAUCCUUAUUUGCAGCUAUACAGUGGCCAAAUCCCCCUGUAGGCAAAAUCCCAUUUAUAAGAAGCACUGAUCCUGCCCACAGCAAUUUUGUGAUUGUGAAUUCCCAUGUGCGCUUCAAGGUGGGAGAUCAGUUAGAGGUGUCUGUCCACAUGAAGGAUUUUCAAGGCAAACCAAAACAGUAUGGUGGAGACUACAUACAGGCGAGAAUUCACUCUCCUCUACUGAAAGCUGGAGCAACGGGAAGGGUUGUAGAUGAUCAGAACGGGUUUUACAAAAUCUUUUUCACUCUACUUUGGCCAGGGGAGGUCAGAGUAUCUGUGUCUCUGGUCCACCCUAGUGAAGGGAUACAAGUCCUGCAGCGCUUACGGGAAGAAAGGCCAGACAGAGUCUACUUUAAAAGCUUAUUCAGGUCUGGUAGUACUUCAGAAACCACUGUAUGCAAUGUGUGUUUGCCUGGAGAUCUUCCUGUCUGUAACUUCACAGACCUCUACACUGGUGAGCCAUGGUUCUGCUACAAGCCGAGAAAACUGUCCUGUGCCAGCAGAAUCAACCAUGCCAAGGGAGGAUAUCAAAAGAGCCUUCUGACACCUUCUGAGAGUCUCUUUUUCCAAACUGAUGUGAAUAUCAAAGUGCCAAUACUUCCCAGUGGCCCCGAUUCAGUGACUGUAGAACCCUUAGGAUUUACAGAAUCAGCCAAUCUGGACAGAUCUCAGGGCCCAGCUGUUUUCCCUUUGGGUUACUAUUACCAUGACAAGUGGAGGCCAAGAACAAGUUGGAUCCGACAUUUUAACAAGACAGCUGAUAUUAGUGAAUGCUUACAAGGAAAAGUAGUCCACUUCUUUGGUGAUUCUACAAUAAGACAGUGGUUUGAAUAUCUGACCACAUUUGUUCCAGCUGAACACCACAUGGGGGGAGGAAAGCAGCACAGAGGACCUUUCCAAGGGGUUCGUGUAAAAAAUUCAGUGAAGGAGCUCCUAUUGCACAUUAGAAGCAACAAACAGAUGUCCUCAGGCCAUGUUGCCGAUGAAUUCAAGGCACAAGCAGGAUUGAUGAACUACGAACAGUUUACAGAGUUGAAGAACAUACUCGCUCAUAGUGGUAAAAGAAAGGCUCAUGAGUCUCUCUGUGAUGGACCCAGUUACAAAAGACCAGCUACUUUCCAUUCUCACCUCUUGACACCACCACAAACACCAACCUCUAUGGAUAACAUGGAGGAUGCCCAUAAAAAUGAACCAAAACACGAUAACGGUUCUGACAUGCUUCAAAACAUUAUAAAUAUUAAGAACGAGUCAAAUCCUGUUUCUCUGAACACAGUGCAGGUCAGCUGGCUGCACAGCAUAUCUAACCAUAACUCACCAGGGGAACGAUAUCAGGAUAUCCAAGGGGCACAGGCUUUCUCCCCAUCUGAGAAGUACCAAGCCUUCCAAGCGAAUAGUCCCCAACAAAUGCUGGAUCCAUCCCAGAAUUACCAGUUUUCUUCCUCACAGACCCAGGAUUUGCCACAGAAAUAUACUCAGGAUUCAUUACUGGAAUACAGGCCAUUUUCUGGCGAUGACCAGUCCCCUACCUACCAACAGAAUGUCUUUGAAAGCCAUGAACUGCCGUAUUGCCCAACCCAAAGUUUUGCAUCUCUCUUGAAUGAUUCUGAACACUCGGAGAAUAUACUCCAGCCUCUAGCCACUGCCCCUCAGCAGUCCGAUGUCAGUGCCCACGCUCAGAAUUUCAGCCUAGUACCAAAUAAUAGCUGUAGUACACUUGAUGGACACAAUUCAUCUUUGGCUACUCUGAAUGUCUCUCUACAACACCGAGGUAUUGUCAGAAACACGACACAACUGGGCAAGUCAUUCUUUCAGUGGCAAGUGGAACAGGAAGAGAACAAACUGGCCAACAUCUCUCAAGAGCAGAUCCUUGCAAAAGACUCGGAUGGGGACACGUUUCUUCACAUUGCUGUUGCCCAGGGCCGACGGGCUCUUUCCUAUGUUCUUGCUAGAAAGAUGGCUGCUCUGCACAUGUUGGAUAUUAAAGAACACAAUGGCCAGAGUGCCUUUCAGGUGGCCGUGGCGGCCAAUCAGCAUCUUAUUGUCCAGGACUUGGUUAGCUUGGGGGCCCAAGUGAACACCACAGACUGCUGGGGUAGAACGCCAUUGCAUGUUUGUGCUGAAAAGGGGCAUUCCCAAGUCCUUCAGGCAAUCCAGAAGGGAGCCGUUGGAAGUAGUCAGUAUGUGGCCCUUGAGGCGACAAACUAUGAUGGGUUCACAGCUUUGCACUGUGCAGUGCUGGCCCAUAAUGCUGUGGUGCACGAACUCCGGAACAGUCAGCCGCCGCACUCUCCUGAAGUCCAGGAGCUUCUGUUGAAAAACAAGAGCCUGGUGGACACCAUCAAAGCUCUGAUCCAAAUGGGAGCCUCGGUCGAAGCAAAAGAUGGUAAAAGUGGUCGCUCGGCUCUGCAUUUGGCAGCAGAAGAAGCCAAUCUGGAGCUUAUUCGUUUCUUUUUGGAUCUACCCAACUGCCUCUCUUUCGUUAACGCAAAGGCUUACAAUGGCAACACAGCACUCCAUGUGGCUGCCAGCCUGCAGUAUCGGAUGACUCAGUUGGAUGCAGUUCGACUGCUGAUGCGAAAGGGAGCUGAUCCAAGUGCUAGAAACUUGGAGAAUGAGCAACCAGUUCACCUGGUUCCUGAUGGCCCUGUAGGAGAACAGAUACGACGUAUCCUGAAGGGGAAAGCAGUUCAGCAAAGAGCUUCACCAUAUUAAACUCCAUGUGUCUUGGAGUUCAGUACACUCACUGUCAGUUAGGCAGUCCUAAUGUAUCUGUAAAUAGACCAUUUGCCCUCUGGAGGCAAAUGUGAGUUGUUUCUAUGAAACAAAAGUAUUUAGUUCACUAUCAUAUAGUGGGUUAUGUUAACAAUUCAAAUUCCUCUGAACAGAUGGGAAUGUUCCAUACCCAGGUGUCUGAAUACCUGGAUUUAAUAGCUGUGGCAAGCUGACUUAUUUAAACAGUUUAACUAGUUUUGAGGCAAAGACGAUUGUGUUGAAGGUUUCUUUUUGUAUUUAGAUAGUUAUGAGAUAAAUGGCAACAAUGUUAAGUUUGUUCUUUUUUAAUAACACAAAUAUUAACUUAUGGAGAAAAACUAAUAUUAAUUUUAGAGGCCAGCAGAAUAUUUAUAUUUCUCAGUAGCUUUUUUCCAGUCUUAUGCUGUACUGUGUAUAAAUCAGUAGCAUUAUCAUGCUAGUCCGUAGUUCUUUGUAAUUUGCUUGAAGUGAACUAAAAAGACACAAGUGUUUCAAAUGUAGAACUUUGUAUUGUGGAUUGCACAUUGAAUUCUAAUAUUAUGCUUGUACAAAUAGAUGAAUUUCAUUAUGUAUGAUUGUGGGGGCAAAGAGUACAGUGAAGAUGAAUUGUCACUGACACUUGUAUACAUCCAUCAGAGUUAUUAACAGAAAACGAAAUGCCAUAAUUAAAUGACUAUAAGCGUGAUCCUACUCCCAGUGAAAUCUGUGGGGACAGUAUCAGGCCCUGUAUGCAUGCACCAGCACAGGACUCUUUCAUCUUAACAGUGGGAGAAAUAUCCCUAUCUAUUCAGUGUAUAUAUUUUCCUCAGCAUGCUUUAAUAAAUAUGGCCCUGAUUCAGGCAAGUUCUUAAGCACAUAUUGCUUAACUCCCUCCCUAGUCAGUGAAAUACUUAAAUAUCAGCUUAAACCCCUCAUUGACUUCAAUUUAAAUACUUUUGCUAUGUAUUUACCACUAAAGGUGAAUACUUUCAACAGUUAAGUCCUGUGUUUUUACCUUAUAAGCAUAGUGGAUAGCCAAGUUAUAUUUGAAGCUAACAUUGUUUUGUUUUAAGAAUUGACUAUUAUUGCAAAAUGUUUACUAAUGAUGCUGUAUAAACAUGCUCUGUCGGAAAGAAUUUCAUGUUUCCAAAGUGAUCCAGUGUGUACAAUAAUCCAGUUUGUUCUUACACUCUCUUUGCUCUAACUGUUCUUGCAUCACAUGUGAUUCUCUUCCAAAGCCAUGUAACUAACUUGGGAUAAUCUGAUCACAUUGUUUGAUAAAGUAUGUCUUGUAGACAAGUUAAUUGGAGAAAUCUGGUAUCCUCAAAUGUAGCUGUGAUGCAUAUCCCCUAAAUUCUCAUGUACAGUUUCAAAUAAAUCUGUUAAUCCAAAAA